CAAACACGUUUGACAAUACUUUUCUAUUAAAUUUCAAUCCCUCUCAUAUCCAUUCACUACCACCUCCUAAUUUAUAAGUCUUCUUAGUCUUUCUCUCCUCUCUCUACCCAAUAUUUCAUUGCUCUUCACUCUCUCUAACCACCCCAAUUCUCUGUUUGGAUUUGGGCAAAAACCAUGGCCUCCUUCACUUAGUGCAUUCACCAUAUAUACCAUUGAAUAUUUUCUAGGGAAAGAGUCACAAGACUCAAUUCAUGCAACGUAUUCCAAGAUCUAAGAGUACCCUUUUCUUGUCUCUAUAAUCUGGCAUGGAUUUUGUGAACCAAAGACACCUACUCUAUAUGCCACAUGCUAAUCCCCCACCAAUUCCUCAUACUGCAACACAUUCUUCUCUUACAAAUUUUCCCCUCAUAGAAAUCCUUCUUAUAGGAAUGGUGGUUUCAUCUUUGUUCCUUUUACUCUACUACAUGUUGGUUCUCAAGUGCUGCCUCAAUUGGCACCAUGGUCAUCAUGCAAGACUUUUUUCUCGAUCCUGGUAUGGUGCUGAAGACCCUUCUGCACCAUACCCAACAGCAUCAGAUUCAGAGCCUAGAGGGCUAGAGGAAGCAGUGAUUAAGUUGAUUCCAGUGAUUCAUUACAAGCCAGAAGAAGAAGGGUACACAGAGUUUGGUGAAAGAGCCUCUAGUGAGUGUGCUGUUUGUUUGAGUGAAUUUCAGCAAGAUGAGAAGCUCAGGGUUCUACCAAAUUGUAGCCAUGUCUUUCACAUUGAUUGCAUAGAUGUUUGGCUUCACAACAAUGCUCAUUGCCCUCUUUGUAGAGCAAGUGUUUCCUUGAUGACAAGCCGAGUCCAUGUUGUUGACCAAGUCCAACUUCUCACUCCAAGGCCCUCCCCACAAGACCAAAGCCAAAACAUUGAUGAAAACCUCAUUGAUGAAGGUUUUGUUGUAAUUGAUUUAGAUAGUGAACAUGAACUUGAACUUGAACAUGAACAAGACUUACAAGGAAGACAAGAAGAGUUAACAUGUUCUAUAAGUGAUUCUUCACAAAGGAGGUUAUUGGAGGAGAAGAUUGCAAGGAAGCUUCAAAAAGUGACCAGCUUGAGAGAUGAGUGUAUUGAUAUUAGAGCCAAAGAUGAAGGAUUCUCAGUUCAGUUAGCCAUGAGAAGGUCUUUCUCAAUGGAUUCAUCGGUGGAUAGACAAUUCUAUGGGGCAGUUCAACAGGCUUUACAGCAACAAAAUGGACAUGUCAAUGAGGUCAACACAAUUGAGGCUUGUGGUGGAAGUGGUAGAGUCAAGAGAUCAUUCUUUUCUUUUGGACAUGGAAGCAGAUCAAGAAAUGCUGUAUUACCUGUUUAUUUGGACCCCUGAAAAUUUCUCUUAGGCCCCUUAAUCUUUUAUAAGAAUUGGUCUUAGUUCUUAUACUUUAAAAUUGAUUUUGGUUCUUGUGUUUUUUUAUAAUUGGUGAAUUUCAUCUUUCAUUCUAGUAUCUUAAGUUUCAUUAAGAGAGGUGAAAUUCACCAAUUAUCAAAUAUUGGAAGACCAAAAUCAUCAUUUUUAAAAUAUAGAAACUUAAGGCUAUUGUUAGCUGAAAAAUUGAGGUCUUUUUUCCUAUCCGCUAUUCAGUUUUUGUUGGCCUAUAUAUGUUUUCAAGUUCAUUUGAAUGUUUGUGAUGUGAGGCAGAAAGAUUAGAUGUUUGAAAUGGAAAGGGCACAGGACUGUAUGAUACAUGGAUACUACAUUGGAUUUA
Messenger RNA from Cajanus cajan (pigeon pea), 1743 nucleotides. NCBI's taxonomy places the organism in Eukaryota, Viridiplantae, Streptophyta, Magnoliopsida, Fabales, Fabaceae. The record is from RefSeq and is a predicted model, not a curated record.